Messenger RNA from Crotalus tigris (Tiger rattlesnake), 2901 nucleotides. RefSeq names its product G3BP stress granule assembly factor 1 (gene G3BP1). The transcript is spliced from 12 exons. The coding region runs from base 176 to 1594 and encodes 472 amino acids. Gene Ontology annotation, molecular function: mRNA binding. The record is from RefSeq and is a predicted model, not a curated record. Lineage: Eukaryota; Metazoa; Chordata; Lepidosauria; Squamata; Viperidae. Gene Ontology annotation, cellular component: cytosol; ribonucleoprotein complex.
UUGGACGUGGCCUUUCAAUAGGGUUAGGCUGCGCAACGGGUAUAUUUACCCGGCGGCUGAGCACGCUGUUGCGUGAGGUGCUUCCCGUCUCUCGUCGUGCGUGUCUGCCUCGUUCGGAGUGAAACCUCCUCUAGUCCAGCUCCGCCUCGCCCUCAGUUUUCAGUUGACCAAAGAAAUGGUGAUGGAGAAGCCAAGUCCCCUGCUGGUUGGGCGGGAGUUCGUGAGACAGUAUUAUACUCUGCUGAAUCAAGCACCAGACUAUCUGCACAGAUUUUAUGGAAAGAAUUCUUCAUAUGUUCAUGGUGGCUUGGAUUCAAAUGGAAAACCAGCAGAUGCCGUUCACGGACAAUCUGAUAUCCACAAGAAGGUGUUGUCACUGAAUUUUAAGGAUUGCCGCACAAAGAUCCGUCAUGUGGAUGCUCAUGCCACUAUUAAUGAUGGUGUUGUUGUACAGGUCAUGGGUGAGCUGUCUAAUAACACUCAGCCAAUGAGGAGAUUCAUGCAAACUUUUGUCCUUGCUCCUGAGGGAUCAGUUGCCAACAAGUUUUAUGUCCAUAAUGACAUAUUUCGCUAUCAGGAUGAAGUUUUUGGUGAUUUGAAUGCUGAACCUCCAGAGGAAUCUGAGGAAGAGGCAGAAGAGCCUGAGGAAAGGCAACAGACUCCGGAGGCAGUUGCGGAUGAUUCAGCAGCUUACUAUGAACAGUCGGUCAGCAAUGACUUGGAGGAACAGCUAGAAGAACCGGUUGUAGAACCAGAACCGGAACCAGAAGCUGAACCUGAACAAGAGCCUGAAGUAGAAGUUCAAGAAGAAAAACCUGACCUAGUGGUAGAGGAAGCAGCUCCUGAGGAAACUAUUGAAAAGAGUCCUUCUCCAGUUCCUGCAGAUCCAACACCUGUUGUGCAAGAAGACUCUAGAACAUCUUCAUGGGCAUCUGUGACCAGUAAGAAUUUACCGCCCAGUGGAGCAGUUCCAGUAUCGGGCAUACCACCCCAUGUUGUUAAAUUGCCUACAUCACAGCCCCGUCCUGAAUCUAAGCCCGAAUCCCAAACUCCACCCCAGAGACCUCAGCGGGACCAGAGGGUGAGAGAGCAACGGACAAACAUCCCACUACAAAGAGGCCCUAGGACAAUACGGGAAGGAGAACAGGGUGACAUGGAAACCAGACGGAUUGUGAGGUACCCAGACAGUCACCAGCUCUUUGUUGGGAACCUUCCUCAUGAUGUUGAUAAAUCGGAACUAAAGGACUUCUUUCAAAAACUUGGAAACUCUCUUGCAGGCUAUGGAAACGUUGUAGAACUGCGUAUCAACAGUGGAGGAAAACUCCCUAACUUUGGAUUUGUGGUAUUUGAUGAUCCAGAACCAGUUCAGAAGAUCCUCGGCAAUAGGCCAAUCAUGUUCAGAGGAGAAGUGCGCUUGAAUGUUGAAGAGAAAAAAACACGAGCAGCCAGGGAGGGUGAUCGCCGAGACAACAGACCCCGUGGGCCUGGUGGCACCCGUGGGGGGCUGGGAGGUGGGAUUCGAGGCCCUCCACGUGGGGGAAUGUCUCAGAAACCAGGAUUUGGCACUGGAAGGGGCAUCGGGCAACGCCAGUGAUUAAUGGAUGAUGAGAGGAGACAAACCCUUCUUCCUGCAGAUUUGUGAAUUUCAGCCUUGGGUAUCUUGGAAUGUGGUCCUACCCUGUUAUAGACUGCUACGUUUGAUACAAUUUUGGCUCAUUUUGUUUGUGUUUGGUUUUGUGAUUUUUCUUCCUAGUCCUUGUCCCAGAUUCCAGCUUUGUGGAACAAUAUUUCAGGAAAAGAUGGAUUUUAGAAAGAAUUACCAAAUCCUUGCUCGCUUGCUGCAGACAUAUGGACUGGAUAUAUAUAUAUAUUUUUUUGGUACCAGUGAUUUUUUCCUAAUGGAAGUGUGGCGCUUUUCUUCUUCUUUUUUUCCUUACUGACAUGAGGUGCGCUUUAGUCAGUGGAAUUACCCUUUUUACCUGCAUGUGUUCUGGAGCCUAUAGGAAAAUCUAGCACCUGACAAACAUUUCAAGGGCAGGGAAAUCUGUACACCCCUUGGGAGGUGGGGGUCAUAGGACCUCUUCAUUCCCAGUCUGGAGAUGUUGCUGUUUGGAAAUCGACGUUACCCUUUUUUUUUUUUUUUUGUGGCGUUGUAAAAGUGGAAUAAAGGGUAUUCAUAGAAUAUUUUCUUUUGGUACACGAUCACGAAAAGGAAUUCUCACUACUGUUUUACCACUUACAAGGAUUGUGGGAUAGGUUUUAAAUGUCUAGAACUUGACUCUUUAAAACACUCUUCCUGAACUUGUAAAAAAAAAUUUUUUUUAUUGAAAUAGGGACUUUUUCAUGUUUAGUUUGUAUUUGUAUUAAAACCGAAACAAAAUUGUUGUGCCUUCUAUUUAUCUCUCAUUCCAGUCUUGGCAAAUUGUUAAAAAAAUAAAAAAAAAGUAUAGAUUUGCUUUAUUCAGUUUUGGAGUAUGUUGAAAUCUUUCAUGAGAUUUUUGACCUCUUUCUCACUGUCACAUGGUUUUAUAGUUGCACAGUUUUGUUUUUAAUAGCCUUAUAUAUUUAUGUAAUGCUUUUCAGGAGUUUCAGAGGCCCAGCUAUGUAUUGACACUGUCAUUAGCUGUGAAGUGAGUGCCUUCCACUAUUACAUGACUGUGGGAAAUGAAAUCAUAAAUCUUUAUAAUAUGCACAUGUUCAAUUUACAAAGUAUGUUGCUAUGUGUUAAGACUUAGAUUGGCUUUAAAUUGCCGCUCUAAUAAGGGGGAAACGAUAAAGUCCAAUUUCUGAUAAUACCCAUUUUUCACUGUGAUUAUAUUCAUGGCAUUGGAUAAGCUAUGAGACAUCUGUCUUUGCUGAAUGUAUAUAAAAGAAAAUAAAACAACAUUGCAGCUGUGGGAA